Sitophilus oryzae (rice weevil) is the source of this 635-nucleotide messenger RNA. Its product is annotated as protamine-like. Lineage: Eukaryota; Metazoa; Arthropoda; Insecta; Coleoptera; Curculionidae. Bases 136 to 546 code for a protein of 136 amino acids. The record is from RefSeq and is a predicted model, not a curated record. The transcript has a single exon.
UCUCAUCCAAACAAAUCUGACAUUAGUAUUAUUUCCAGUUUUUUUGUCAAAAACAUUUUGUCAAAAAUUAAAAGUUGAGAUAAUGUGGUAAAGCGUUAACAUUGAAUCCAUUGCGGCACCAAAUGAACGUGUACCAUGACCAAGCAACGAGCCUCGAGUAAAGCGAAGAACGUGGACAGUACGGUGAAGAUCAAACGCGAUGGUAAAGGUAUAUCCAGGACCGGCCGCAUCACCAACAACCCCUUCCUGAAUUUCCUGCGCGAGAUGCGCAAGAAAACGAUGGGCCUGUCCCCCACUGAGCUCUCAUCCAAAGGGGCGGAAAUCUGGAGGAACAUGACCAAGUCCGAGAAGGAGCCGUACUGCCUGCUGGCCAGGCAGGCCCGCAGGCGCAGGAAGUCGCGCAGGAGGCGCAGGAGACGCGGCAGAGGUCGCAGCCGCACCAGGUCCGUGUCCUCUGAUAGUCAGGCGGACAGCUUCGUCGAGGCGAGGCGCGGCAGGAAGAGGUCCAGACGCAGGAGGGGGCGCUCCAGGAGGCGCAGGAGAUAAAGACGGAAACGUUGCAGGAUUUGUGUGAAAAUUUUCGUGUAUUUUGUAAAUAGAACAUUUGAAAAGUAAAGUAUUAUGUUUCAUCCUGA